Eurypyga helias (sunbittern) is the source of this 1458-nucleotide messenger RNA. RefSeq names its product chromosome unknown open reading frame, human C19orf35 (gene PEAK3). The record is from RefSeq and is a predicted model, not a curated record. Gene Ontology annotation, cellular component: focal adhesion; actin cytoskeleton. Gene Ontology annotation, molecular function: protein kinase activity. Gene Ontology annotation, biological process: protein phosphorylation. Lineage: Eukaryota; Metazoa; Chordata; Aves; Eurypygiformes; Eurypygidae.
AUGCCGGACACCCCAGGGGGCUGCCCGCCUCGGCCUCCCGACUCGGCCCUCAUCUACAGCAACGUGGGAGAACUGCGCGCCCACCUCGUCCCCCGCAAAGCUAGCCGAGGGGAAGGAGCUGGAAGACCCCCUUGUCAGCCUGACCGGGACCCCCGGCCUCCCCCAUUGCCAAAAAAGCACCUCCAGCGAGCGGAAUCCCUCCCGGAACAGGGCCAUCCCGGCACUGUCAGGGUGACCCCACACCAUGGGCCGGUGGCCGCCCUGGCCCGGCUCUCGGCUCGCAUCCAGGAGGAGCUCAUGGGGCCAGAGGACCGGCAGCAGCUCCUGGAGGCAGAGCUGGUGGGGAAGAGAUGGGCAGCGCUCAGCAUCCUGGACCGGGAGCCAUGCUGCGAAAGCGGAGACGCUUGGUAUUACCGUGUGGGCUUCACUUUUGGGCAAACCCAGCUGGUGUUUGCAGCCAAGGUCCUCAAGCCAGGCUGUGCCAGCCUGGGGAUGCAGAGCUCCCUCGGAACGCACUGCAGCAUCCAGCGCCUGAUCAGCCGCUUCACGGACCACCUCCCUUGGGAGCUCGUGCUCCCGGGAAGCCCUGGGGAGCAGAGUCGGUCCCCUUCCAGAGAGGAGCCAGCUCAUCUUGCCACCCGCCCUGUCCUGCAGACCCUUAUUUCUCCUGAGGUUCCCUAUCAGACCCUGGCAGGCUUUGUGAAAGGAUCCCAAGGUUUGCAUAGGACCAGCCCCGGGCACUACGAACGCCUGGCUUGCCUCCUCCUGCUGCAGGUGUGCAUGGGGCUGGAGCACCUCCGGGUGCAGAAUGUGGGGCAGGGGGACCUCUGCCCUGAGAACCUGCUGCUGGUGCGGUGCCCUUGUCCUCCCCAGAGCCUGCAAGGCAAGGAGGCGUCCCUGGCCCUUCCAAGGCUGCUCAUCAGCAGUUUCUUCAAGGUUAAAGACAAGGGAAGACCUUGUUCUACCAGCCAAGAGCAGGACUGGACCGAGGGGCUUGCUGCACUGCCCUCCCCGGUGACAGAUGAGCUGAACGUAGGCAUGCUGAUCUAUUACAUCUUGCACGCGGAUAUCACUCUGGAAGACGCCCUGGGGUUCCGAAGCAAUAGACUUCCUGAAAUGUCCUCCCUCUCCAUCUAUUCCACGGGACUCAAGCGUCUGGCCAUGCUGCUUCUCCACAGAGAUCCCGGCAAGAGGGUCUCCAUCGAGCAGGCAAAGAGCAUCCUGCAGGUCCUGCUCUGGGGGCCUCGCCAGGAGCUCUUCGCCAGGAGCAAGAAGACCCUCACUCUGCUCCGGAGCUGGGUGGAGGUGAAGAGGGCUCUGCUGCUCCUGAAGUUUGCAGAGAAUUCGGCUGGGGAAGGGGCGAGCCUCAGCCUCGAGGAGUGGCUGUGCUGCCAGUACUUCAAGGAGGUCACGGAACAAACGCUUUACCAAGUGACCCAGGCUCUCUACACUCCCUAA